Molecule: messenger RNA, 11657 nt
Organism: Mobula hypostoma (lesser devil ray)
Lineage: Eukaryota; Metazoa; Chordata; Chondrichthyes; Myliobatiformes; Myliobatidae
Product: apoptosis-stimulating of p53 protein 2-like
Exons: 20
Coding region: 735-4220 (1161 amino acids)
Biological process (GO): signal transduction; regulation of apoptotic process
Cellular component (GO): nucleus
Molecular function (GO): p53 binding
Source: RefSeq, a predicted model, not a curated record
GAAUCGUACUGGCUAACACUCUUCUACAGUAGUGAACGACAAAAAAAAAACCCGCUGGAAAUAAACCCGGAAAUAACACGAUUUUUUUCAGUCCCGAUUUCUCAUUAUAAGCGAAAUACAGAAGUGUCACAUCGCUUAUACUGUACUCCGCUUCCAGCAACCCCUUCUCAGAGAACGAUGGGUUAGCAAGGGAUGAGAUGAUUACGUGUCAUUGUAAUCAAUUACGAGGCAGAGGAUCAAAUGCUUAUAAUCCUGCCUAUUUAAAAGUCAGCUUCAGUUCAAACAAGAACACCUACCAAGCACGGUGAUCCCGUUUCUAUUGCGAGGGCUGUGGACAGCCCAUUUCCGGCCGUGAUGUCAUGAGGAAUGCGUCAUCGUGAGCCGCCUGUUGUGGUGGAGUGGUUGAUUGUUGUGGAGCCGCAGAGUGAAUGAGGGGAGUGAGGGAAGGAAUGAGGAGGGAAGAGUGGUGAUAAGCGGGCAGGCCUACGUGUGAAAACGGACCGACACUGACCGCCGCGCGAAGUCGCCUCCCGCAAGCUGUAAACGGGCAGGAUCCCCGUCCCACCAGUCCAGGUUGGCGGAUUAUCUGGAGCCGAGAGCGGGCUGAAGGAGGAGAAAGUUUGUGAGGAGGGAUCGGGGUGGUCGAGCAGGCCGCGGACACCGCAGCUUCACCCUUCCUCUCCGCUUCGGUUAUUUUUCGCAGUAGAAAGAAAAAGUAACCAAAACCCGGUUAAAUGCGGUUCGGGUCCAAAAUGAUGCCAGAAUACACAUCAUCUUGUACUGGCAUACAGAUGUUUCUCACAGUGUACCUGAGCAACAGUGACCAACAUUAUACAGAGGUACCAAUCACUCCUGAGACUACUUGUCGUGAUGUUGUUGGAUACUGCAAAGAGCCAGGAGAGACAGACUGUCAUUUGGCUGAGUGCUGGCAUGGUGGUGAACGUGCCAUAGCAGACAAUGAGCGUAUAUAUGAUAUUCUGCAGCAGUGGGGAGCGCAGAGAAAUGAAGUUUGUUUUUACUUGCGCCAUGAGCGCCCACCAAGCACAGUUCGGGAUACAGGCUGUUUGAGACUCCAAGACCCAACGUUGAAGAGAAACAGAGUGCAGGGUACUACAGAAAGACGAAUGGAAAAUGGAAUUAGUGGGCCACGCAUGGAUAUGACACUUGCUGAACUGCAGGAAAUGGCAGCACGGCAACAACAACAGAUUGAUUCCCAACAGCAACUGUUGGCUACGAAGGAGCAGCAUCUGAGAUACUUGAAGCAGCAGGACCAUCGUGACCAACAGUUAGCAGAACAGGAGAAGCUGAAAAAGCUUCGCGAGAUCGCAGAAAGUCAAGAGGCCAAAUUGAAGAAUGUACGGACACUUAAAGGACAGGUGGAACAAAAACGACUAAGCAAUGGGAGACUGGUUGAGGAGAUUGAACAGAUGAACAGUCUCUUCCAACAAAAGCAGAGAGAAUUGGUAAUUGCUAUUGCAAAGGUGGAAGAGCUAACCAGGCAACUGGAUAUGUUGAAAAGCGGAAAGAUUGAUGGUUAUCAUGACAACCAGUCUGCUGUGGCUGAGCUUGAUAGGCUGUAUAAAGAACUACAGUUGAGGAACAAAUUGAACCAGGAGCAGAAUGCGAAGCUUCAGCAUCAAAGAGAGACCCUAAACAAGCGUAACUCUGAAGUUGCGUCAAUGGACAGACGUAUUGGGGAUCUGCGUGACCGUCUGUGGAAAAAGAAGGCUGCUUUACAACAAAAAGAGAAUGUUCCAGUUUCAUCUGACAAGCAUAUUCCACAACAAGUGGUGUCUUCUGCACCCAGCCGUGUAGCUGCAGUUGGACCCUAUAUCCAGUCAUCCACCUUGCCCCGUGCCCCACAAAAACUUGAUCUCCUUGUAAAGCCAGCCUUUCCUAAUGGAUCAUCUACUCUAUCCAGUGUGCAGACACAUGCUGUUUCAGUGAAAGCACCUGUUGCUGGCAUUGUGACUCAGGCACAUUUGCAGACACCACCUCAGUCUGGUCCCGAAAGGAAUGAACCAAGUUUUGGCGUUCCUGUUCGUCAGCCUUCAGCAACUGCUUCCUUGAAUGUUAGUACUUCAAACCUGAUCAGAGGUGCAGCAGUAUCCAGUGCAGAUCAAGUUGGUGAUGGUGAUGUUGUGAUGAGAGACAAGAAUGAUAAGAGAGUGCGUUGUUUCUCUAUGUUUGAAUCCAUGGAUCCAUCAGCAGUAAUUCCAUCUUCUGGAACACUAAGGAAAAACCAGAGCAGUGAGGACCUUCUGCAGGAAAUACAGACUGGUAACAGGAAUGUGGUUAAAGUACCGCCACCUGUUCCUACCAAACCUAAACAGAUUUCCUUGCCCUUUUUUGGACCAUCUGGUUUAGCUACUGCAGCAGAGAGUAAAACUGAAUACAACUCACAAAAGUUUCCUGGUACUGCAGGUACUAUAGCCAAUAAACUUAAGCCAGCCCAAACCACAGGACCACAACAAAUGCAACAUUGUGCCUCAAAUGCACAACUUCAGCCAUCUACAGAGGCACCUCCUGCAGCUACAGUUAGGCCUUUUACCCCACAGCCAUCUAAAGAACCUCCAUCCCAGCCCCUGAGAAAACCAGAGACUGUGGCUGCCAGCUCUAUCUAUACAAUGUACACUCAGCAACAAGCACCAGGCAAAAACUUCCAGCAGGCCGUUCAGAAUGCCCUGACCAAAGCGCAAACACGGCCACAGUUCACAAGUGUAUAUGGCAAACCGGUGGUUUCUGCAUCUUCACAGAAUUAUAUAAACAAUCAGUCUCAAGCUGACCAGGAAAUCAAUACUCUGUAUUUAAAGAGUCAAGACAAACCAGAUUGCCCUGAAUCGGAGACUGAUAAUGCUACAUCUCUUGGAGACCACUCGGAGACUGAGCGCAUUCCUCGUCCGCUGAGCCCCACGAAGCUUCUUCCUUUUAUGUAUAAUCCAUAUCGAAAUCAGAGUGAUGCUGAUUUGGAGGCAUUAAGGAAAAAACUGUCCAAUGCACCUAGGCCACUGAAGAAGCGUAGCUCCAUUACUGAGCCUGAAGGACCAAAUGGACCCAAUAUUCAAAAGCUGCUCUAUCAGCGUACCACACUGGCUGCAAUGGAAACAGCUAGUCCAAUGCCUUUCUAUCAACCAAAACAACCUGCUUUUUCAUCAGCUGAAGAGAAUACCAUAACUGAAAGCAGAGAUGUCAGUGCUAAAGUGGAAGAUGAGACUACAGCAUCAACAGUAGAAAUUCCAGAUCAAACAGAACCAGGUGUCAAAAAGGAUACUGAGGUAUCAGGUGCUGAAGAACUUGUGAAAACUUCCCCAGGAAGCUCAGCUCCUUUUCUGGAAGGACAGCUCGUAGUUCCUACUCUUUUACCUGCUGUGGAAGAGCAACCGAAUCAGGAGAGCCCACUUUCACCGCAGGAAUUAGCAGAAGAAUAUCCUCCUUACCCACCACCUCCUUAUCCUGUUGCUGGUAAUCAUGACGCUGUUGGUGAUGAUAGCUAUAAUAUGCGUCCACCUGAGAUUACUGGACAUACAGUCCUGCCACCUGGAAAAAGAACAAAUCUGAAAAAGGUGGGAUCAGAGCGUAUAGGUCAUGGUAUGAGAGUAAAGUUCAAUCCUCUAGCCUUACUGCUUGAUUCUUCUCUGGAAGGUGAAUUUGAUUUAGUCCAGCGUAUCAUCUAUGAGGUGGAAGAUCCCAGCCAACCAAAUGAUGAAGGAAUAACCGCACUACAUAAUGCUGUGUGUGCAGGCCAUACAGAAAUUGUGAAGUUCUUAGUACAGUUUGGAGUAAAUGUUAAUGCAGCAGAUAGUGAUGGAUGGACUCCUUUGCAUUGUGCAGCCUCCUGUAAUAAUGUGCAAGUUUGCAAGUUCCUAGUUGAAUCUGGAGCAGCAGUGUUUGCUACAACCUACAGUGACCUACAAACUGCUGCUGAUAAAUGUGAGGAGAUGGAGGACGGUUAUGUCCAAUGCUCACAAUUUCUGUACGGUGUGCAAGAGAAGAUGGGUAUAAUGAACAGAGGCAUAGUAUAUGCACUUUGGGAUUAUGAAUCUCAAAAUGAAGAUGAAUUAUCAUUUAAGGAAGGUGACUGUAUGUCAGUGAUUCGACGAGAAGAUGAGAAUGAAAUUGAAUGGUGGUGGGCACGGUUAAAUGAAGGUGAAGGAUACGUAGCUCGCAAUUUACUUGGGCUUUAUCCAAGAAUUAAACCAAGACAGCGAAGUCUGGCAUAAAGCAGCUACCAGAAAACGUUACAGAUAAAGACUACAACCUUCGUAUAUUUUUAAGGAAGUUGUAGCAAUCCAGAUCCAACAGAAUAUUUGCAAUAAAAUAAUGAUCUCCAGACGUAAAUGAAGGAAAAUUUAAUAUACACAAAGAAUGCUUCUGUAAUGAAGUUAGAUAUUUUUGCUCAGUGUUAAUGAUCACCUAUUACAGAUGGUGAACGAAUUUUAUGUUUUUGAAAACAGAGUGUGUAUUUUGAUGGACAAUCAUACAGAUUUAGAAUAUUUUAAAGAUCCUGUAUAGAUGGAGCACAGAUGAUUUGACAAAAAAAUCUAAACUUGUUUCUCCUCCAUCAUUAUUUUUUAAAUCAAAUUUGUUGUUACUGCCUUUGUUAUUUUUGGAAUAUGCUAUCCAGGAUAGUCUUUUGCUGGCAUCAAUAAGAAAAUUAUUUCUCUUUUAAUAGAAACAGUUAGGAGAAGUUAAAAUGGGAAUCUUAGCAAAGAUUUUAAUAGUUAAAGUAGUUUCAAACUGGAUUAUAGAAAGUCAAUGCCUUAGUUUUUAGCUGUUUCUAGAGUCCAAAUAUUUUUAUCUUGAGAUAUUACUCUUCACUAUGAUAUAUUGCAAAUUCCAAAGCAUGCAGCUAAAAUUUGGAGGGUUAGUUCAAAAAAUUUAAAAUCUUAUUUUUGAUACUUUCAAUGAUGGUCUUUCAGACGCAAAACAUUAAACAAUAUUAUUUUUGUGGCUGACUUUGGCUUGUCCCUUUUAUCUCUUUCUAGUUUUGGCUACAAUAAAAUUCCUUACAUAAAAGAAGAAUUUCAUUUUUUGAUCUUAUUUCUAUAUAUUAAACAAUGAUUGCAGAGGUAAUAUUUUGUAUUCUCAAUAUCCCAAUAUAAAAUUAAAUACAGUCUUUUUCAAAGACAAAAUAAUUUAGUAUCACAGUUCUAAUCCUUUUCCAGAUUUCUAUCCGUAAAGAGAUAUAGGUUUAGUGUGGUAUAAAACAAUUAACAUUUUAUAUACUAAUAUCUUUAAGAAUUGAUUACUAGGCAUUCAUUUAGGAACAGUUAUUUUAUUAUUGAGAGUUUAAUUCAUUGCAUAGACAUGAAAACGUUAUGAUGUAAACACACAUACCACUGUGCUUUGGACAACUUUCAUUUCUCCACAGAUGUGGAUUGUUACCGGUUUAAUAAGGUUUACAAGAAAUAUAAAUUCUUGUGUGGAUAAAAACUGCAUUUUGCCCCAUCUGUACACUGUCGAACCAUCUGUUGAUAGGUGUUGACCUCCAGCCUUUAUCUAAUAGUAAAUAAUUGAGAUUCAGAAUCAAGCUUGUUGGUUGUUAUCUGGAGGUUCUGCCAUCUAUGCCCCAAAAAAAACCUGUGGGUGUUGCACUUACUAACUUUCUAAAAUGAAAUUUAUGACAAUGGGGAAGCUCUGGCUUCCAAAGCACAGCUAAAUAAGAUACAAGCAUAUAGUUGAUCAGUAUCUCAACUCCAAUUUGUCUACUUUGAGUACAAUUUUUACACAUCUAGGUUCAACUCAUUUUUGUUGAAAGAGCAUUCAAGAUCCUUUUUGUGAAGAAGUGCUUCCUGGUAUUGGUCAUAAACCAGUUUGAUGUUUAUGUCACCAGGUUCUGAUCUACAUAGGCAGAGAUUUCAUGUUAUUUACUCUAAUUUUAUAAUUGUUUCAAGCAUAUCAUCCCAUUGUAUUUUAAAUGAAGAGAGUACAAAUCCAGACCAUGCAUUUGAAUCUUGUGAUCCAGUCCUAAUUAAAUCUGGUGUCAUUCUGGUGAAUCCUGCUUUUGCUGUGUUCGCGAAAAGCGGGAUUUCCAGUGGCCAACUAUUUUAAUUCCAAUCCCUAUUCCUGUUCCAACAUGUCGGUCCAUGACCUCUCCUGCCGCAAUGAGGCCACUGUCAGGUUGGGGCAGCAACACCUCAUAUUCCAACUUGGUAGCCUCAACCUGAUGACAUGAACAUUGAUUUCUCCAACUUCUGGUAAUUUUUCUCCUUCCCUCUUUAGUUCUCCACUCUGGCCCCCUCCUCCCUUACCUUUUCUCUUCUCACUUGCCUCUCACCUCCCUCUGGUACUCCCCCCCCCCCCCACCUUGGUCCACUCUCCUCAUUUAUCAGAUUAUUUCUUCUCUAGUCCUUAAUCUUUUUCACCCAUCACCUCCUAGCUUCUUACUUCAUCCCCUCUCCCACACCCACCUAGCUUCUCCUAUCACUUUCUAGCUUGUAUUCCUUCUCCUUCCUUCACUUACUUAUUCUGGCUUCUUUGCCCUUCCUUACCAGUUCUGAUGAAGGGUCUCGGCCUGAAAUAUCAACUGUUCACAUACUUCCAUAGAUGUUGCCUGACCUGCCGCGUCCCCCCAGCAUUUUGUGUGUAUCAUUCUGGUGAAUCCUUUCAAUACGAGCAUAUGCUUUUGAGAUGCAGUUUAACUUCGUAGUAUAACCUGCAAGCCCUCUGAACUGUAAGCCUCUUUAAGAUCAAGGGUUCAGAUUCCAUUAGCUGUUUAUUUUAUAUCUGUGUCCAGCAAUAUUUCUUUAAUCAUUUAUUCAAAUAUUUAAUUCUCGUUGCCUCCCUGUUUUCUGUUAAUUGUCUUUAGCUUUAGGUGCGAGUUUGAUAAUUUGUAUUUGCAGAAACUAAUUUUCCAAGGCUAAUCAGCCCAAAUUAUAGAUAAACAGCUGUAAAAAAAAAGUGGUAUUGUUAACAUUCAACACAUCUUACAGGUCACACCUGCAGAAUAUAAAAAUAAUUCACAGCUGUAUUCUUCAUUAAUAUGAUAAUCAUUGCUGUUCGUACAGUUAAAACAAAUCGGUCCUCUAGUUCUCAAUCACAGUCUGACUAAUGAGUAAAAUAUUUUUGGUCGUCUUUGCCAGCAAUUUUCCACAAAGUAGGAAGGUAUGAGUAUUCUAUGCAGAAGGGGGACACUUAUGCUCCUUCUGGUCUUACUUUUUUUAAUUCCCUUGCCCAGAUUGAGGAAUCAUGAAUGCAUUGUAUUGCCUCCUGCGUUCAUUAAUACUUCUUCAAAAUUAAUGUGUUCAAAGGGGCUUAACGGUGCCACAAACAAAUCUAACAAAUAGAUUUGCAAGGUUUGAUACCUUUGCAGGUGGGUAUAAGCAGCGCCCUGCUAAAUUAACAAACUCUGUCCAUUUUUUAUACCUAAAAAAAACUGGCAGUGUAUGCUGAUUUCUACUCUGAAACGUAUGUAAAUGCAAGGCAUCAUUUUGAAUCUUACAAUCAGCACACAGUACCUGGAUCACUCUUAUUGUCACCCUUGGAGCACAACCUCUUUGUUGCUAAUAAUGAUUAGAUGCAAGUUAGUACUCAAUUACCAGACUUAAUUUUGUUAUUUCAUUUCUAUUUCCCACAAAGAGCAAACUGAGUUGUGGUUUCCACUUUGGCAUCAGAAUCUUUUAAAUUGGUUGAUUGGUAACACAUUUUAUUAUAUUUGGUGUUGCUUCAUGUUUUUGUACUGAAAACUAAAAAAUAAACUGGAAUACACGUUAUGAAGUUUAUCUCAAAAAUGUAUCUAGUUUGAGGAAAUUUCAGAGUUUUGAUUGGUGGAUAUUUUUUCUCACAUGCAGAAAACGUGUUGCUCACCGUUAUCCAGUACCAAAAGCUAUUAGUACACUGCCAAGUUAUCCUAAGAAUUGAUCGAGUUGUAUUUAAAAUAAUUUGAAAUUGAAAUUAAUAUUUAUUUUACAAAAUUUUAACUAUUAAUUCUAGUAUUUCAUUAUCAAAAUUAGAAAUAGAAAGGCCAGUUUGUAGUUGUGUAUUGUAAAGAGUACAGAUUUAUUUUAACUUAGUUUUGUUCUCUUAUCUGAUUUCAUUUUAUAGCAUUUAAAUAAAACGUACAGGAAAAAAUGCAUGAUUUGGAUGCAGGGCUGUGUAUUGUAAAACCUGAAUUUCAACCUUGUGGAGAGCAAAAAUAAUGACUUUGUGGUAUAUUUUGUUGUAUUGUAAAAGUGUGAAUCAUCUGGGGAAACGGAGCAAGGUGUGCCACCUUUGCUAUUUGUGAACUGACAGUUUCAAUUGACUCAUGGUAAUAAUGCUUUUAGAAUUGUUGUCUUAGAAUUUUCUGGAUGAUUUCAAAGUCCUUGCCGAAGGAGCACAACCACUUUGACAUUCUCAAACCUUGCCACAAAGCCAAAAUUUAUUGUGACAAAAAAAGAGGGUGCAAUCGAAUGCAGAGUUGAAAAUAAGUUGCUAAUAUUAUUGUAAUUUGAAAAUGCACAUUAUUGGAUACUUCAUAAACUGAUAGUUGCUGAAGCAAUUUUCUGGUGGGUGAAAGUAUUUGAGAAAUGCUGCUUUCCAUUUUGUGUAUUGCUCUCUGUAAAUCUUGUUUUUUCCACUCAAGCAAUUUUAAAAUGUAAUCUCAGCAAAGAUGGUGACCUAUUUACCCCUCCAUGCUAUACUCUGUCCAAAAGUAAAAUUUUAUUAAAUAACACAAUUUAUGAGAAAAUUGGCAUCAUAAAGCAAACAUGGAUAUGAGUAACCAUGUAUAAUUACAAUUGUUUACACUGUUGGGUAAAUGGAGAAUUUACAAGUCUUUAAUACAUGUUAGUAAAAAGUAUUUGUAUAUUCUGUAAUAUCAAAUUCUUCAAUUUUCAGACAUUUUUUCCCAUUGUUAAAAUGUCUUCUAGCAAAAUCAUGAUCAAACCCUAAGGUAUAGAUCAUGAAUAUCGCAGGAACCAUGUGUAUUUAUUUGUUACAUUGUUACAUUGUUACAUUGUUGAAAUAAGUGCUAUAGAAAUUAGCAAGACCUCAGAAAUUAGUAAUGAAAUAUUCCAGUUAUGUAUUCAAUUAUUAGUCAUUUAUUGUAUAACUUUGAUUUUCUUAUAUUAAAGCCUAUAAAUCCUAAAGUGUAGUUUUUUCUAUUCCAAUAGAUUAAAUUAAAUGUGCUGAAUAAAUUAAAUCAUGUAACCAAGAAAAAUUGUUUUCUCUGAAUUUUCAGACUGAAGCUUCUUUAAUUUAUUUGUAAUUUGUACAGUUUCUUUAUUUUAAGUACUUUUGCCAUGGAGGAAAUGAACAGGUUGGGCCAUUCUUUACGAAGUGAUAUGUAUGCAUUACCAAUCAUUUAGUUGUGUACAAACAAACAGAGGCACAAAAGCCCAGUGUCGGCAUCAAUUUUGAUAAAUGUUAUUGUGAUGACCUUAGAAUAGAAUCUGCCACUUUAACAAUACUUUAAUAAUGUGGGCUUUGAUGUAAUUCAAUAGAAAUGUGUCCUUGAUCACAUUACCUAAAUAUGGCACUCCACUGUCAAAAUAUAGUUCCAUUGACUUCAAAGUGAUUGUGGUAUUUAUCAUACUAUUACUGCAUUUUAAAACUAUGGUUUUUAAUUUUAAACAAUUUAUCCCUUCAGGGCUCUCCAAAUAAGGUAAAAGGAUAGUAACUGUGUUGGAAAUUCGUAAUAUAUUUGAAUUCUUCACCUACCGUUAUUUUCUUCUCAUUUUGAAGUGCCUUACAGUAUAAAUAAGCGUUUUAAAAGCUAAAAUUAAACUUUUCACAAUACUGUAAUGGAACUGUUUACAGUAAAGAUAUUUCUGUAAAUUUUGACUGAACAAGUAAUGUAAAACUUAAAAGUACAGUAAGUAUAUUUUAUCUUGGUAUAUUACAUAUCAAAUGUGAAGUGUUUUGGUAACUUUAUGCUCUGAGUCACGGUAAAGUACAGCACAUAAGCAGGCCCUUUGGCCCAUCUAGUCCAUGCAGAACCAUUUAAACUGCCUACUCCCAUCGACCUGUACUGGGACCAUAGCCCUCCAUUCCCCUUACAUCCAUGUACCUACACAAACUUUGCUUAAAUAUUGAAAUCGAGCUCACAAGCACUACUUGUACUGACAGCUCGUUCCACACUCCCAUGACCUUCUGAGUGAAAACGUUUCCCCUCAUCUUCCCCUUAAACUUCUCACCCAUGACCUUAGUUGGAGUCCUACCCAACCUCAGUGGAGAAAGCCUGCUUCCAUUUACCCUAUCGAUACCCCUCAUAAUUUUGUAUUCCUCCGUCAAAGCUCUUCUCAGGAAUAAGGAAUAAAGUCCUAACCUGUUCAAUCUUUCCUUAUAACUCAGGUCCUCAGGACCCAGCAACAUCCUUGUAAAUUCCUCUGUACUCUUUCAACCUUAUUUACAUCUUUCCUAUAGGUCUGUGAGCCAAACUGCACACAUGCCUUCACCAACGUCUUAAUACAACUUCAACAUAACGUUCAUCACCUUCACUCAGUACUUUGACUUGUGAAGGCCAGUGUGCCAAAAGCUUUCUUUACAACCCUAUCUAUCUGUGACACCACUUCCAAUGAAUUUUUUACCUCUGUUCCCAUAUCCCUUUGCUCCACCACACUCCUCAGUGCCCUAACGUUCAUGGUGUAAGACCUACCCUGGUUGGUCCUAACAAAGUGCAACACUAAGCACUUGUCUGCAUUAAAUUUCAAAUCUCCUCUCAAUGUUCUAUGUUCCAAGUCCUAAACUAUUCAAUCUUAAUUUAUACUCAGGUCCUGCAGACCUGCAACAUCCUUGUAAAUUUUCUCUGUAUUCUUUAACAUUAGUUGCAUCCUGGAAGACUCCACAAACAAGGUCAUAUCGAUUAGGAAUGGAAAAAGUGUAACUUUGCAGUGGGUGUAUUGUUAACCUCCAAACCAGCAACAUGAUGUUGAAUGACAGGUAUUAGGGGGAGAUAAAAACAGGUUCAUAGAACCAGCUAUUGCCUACCAGCUUCAGCCUAUCUCCCUUCACUCUGCUAUAUACUGGCAAUCUUUCCUGUGCCCUCUUGACCCAGAAUGUUGACUUGCACCUUUUGACUAGAUGUAGCUUGACCUGCUGAGUUCUUUCAGCAUUCUGAUUUGCAUUCUGUUUUUCAUUCUAGAUUUCAGCAUCUGCGAUCUUUUUAGUCUUCAGAGCCAGUACCUCAAUGCCUACUGUUUUUGAUGUGAGUCUUCAUUUAUAUCAAGGCAGCCAGCAGCUCAUCAAAAGUGCAGUUUGUGGUGUCUUGCUGUGAACUAACUAAUGAUGCAAGCUGCAGCUGAGUACUUGCAGAUGUGUACAUGCAGCAGGUACCCAGGCAAUUUGCCUCUUAAACUGCAUUUGAAGCUUGGCUUGCUAUUCAAGGAAAGAGCUCAUGGAAAUGGAGGUAAUCUUUUACAAUGGGCAUUUCAUUGAAUUACUCAGAAAAGAGACUUUAUAGGUCAUUUUUAGUUGGUAAACAGUAACUAGCCACUUGGUACAAAAAUUUAUUUCCAUUAAUGAUUAAUUGGAGCAGUAUGUAUUGUGGAUAAGUAUGCUGGUAAAAUGGGUACAAGGCUAAGUCUUUGAAAGGACAUGGAGAUUAAACUUGAAAGGAAAAAUAAUAGCAGAAGUGUGGUGUGAUGUGAUAUGAUUUUUCUUAGGUAGAGUAGAAAAGCAGAUUAUUGUUUAAAAAAUUAACACCUUACAAAAUGCUCUUGUAUAGUGCUGUCUUUCAU